AGUACAGUUCAGUCGUCUGCAUGGAAUGUGGCUGAUCAGCUGUCAGAUUUUGAAAAAAUAUUAUUGUUUUCUUGUCAAAGAAUGAAAUAGUAGGAUUAGUAGGUUCAAUUUUAUCACCUUUGAAUUUAUUUUUUAUCUCAGAUUCACCGUUUCUCCACUUCUGGUUUUCAAAUCAACUUUUUUGGUACAAUAAUUCUUUGAAAUGUCUGCAACUCCAGAAAAUCGCCCAGAGCUGUAUGAAGAAGUCAAACUAUAUAAUAACGCUAGACAAAGAGAGAAGUUUGAUAAUUUGGCGGACCUUUAUGCAGUCAUCAACACAUUGCAACAAUUAGAGAAGGCAUACAUCAGGGAUUGUGUCACGCCCAAAGAAUAUACAGGUGCUUGUAGCAAACUGUUGGUGCAAUAUAAGGCAGCAUUCAGACAAGUGCAAAGUGAUGAAUUUCCAGCAGUUGAUGCAUUUGUGAAAAAAUAUAGAUUGGAUUGUCCUGCAGCUUUGGAACGAAUUCAUGAAGACAGACCUAUAACCAUUAAGGAUGAUAAGGGCAAUACAAGCAAAUGCAUAGCAGAUAUAGUCUCACUUUUCAUUACUAUCAUGGAUAAACUAAGAUUAGAUAUACGAGCAAUGGAUGAUUUACACCCUGAAGUCAGAGACUUGGUGGAUACAAUGAACAGGCUCAGCAUUUUACCAUCAGAUUUUGAAGGCAAACAGAAAGUUGUGGAAUGGCUAGCUACUUUGAAUUCCAUGCAGGCCUCUGAUGAAUUAUCUGAGUCUCAAGUGAGACAGUUGCUAUUUGAUCUUGAAGGCUCAUAUGCUGCCUUCAAUAGGGUACUUCAUAAUUCUGCUUGAAGAAGAUGGUAGAGUUUGAACAGGUUGUUUAUAUUGAAAUUAUUAUGACCCCAUGUUAUUGUAACAGUAGGUGAAGUUGAUAUCUAGAGUCUAAGUGAACCCAGCACAUCCAUAGAUCUAGAUAAAAGAAUUUUUAUAUGAACACUUGCUGAUUUAUUAAUUCUACUCUUUAAUUUAGAUAAUAAAUUACAAUCAUUGUUGUUUACAUCUGAGGAGACCCAAGCUCAGUCACCACAAUAAGCAUGAUAUUGCAAUUUUGUUAUUGGUUUAUAUCUACAAGUACCACUGGUUAAUAUCACUCAGAUGGCACAAUUUAAAGGUAAUUUGUAUCAUCCAAACAGAUAGUGAUAAUGUAGGACCUAAUACUACUUAGUUGAUGUAAAGUUCCUAAUAUAAACCAGUUUUUCACUAGUAAGUAGAUAUACCUAUUAUUGAAAUGGAUCAAUUUUCAUGUUGUGGAUGACCUUGUGGUAAAGCUAGACAAAGAUUACUCAACUUUAGGAUACCCAUCAAGAAUGUUGAUCUUAUCUUAAAACUACAUGAGCCUUUAAAUGAAAAAGACUUACUGAAUAGUCAAGAUGUAAAAAAGUUGUCCUAGUCUUGUUUCAACAUAAUAUUAUGAAUGAGACAUGAAAAGUUUAAAUAUAGCACAUUAGACGUUUCUGGUGAACCAGACACCAUAUCCUUUCAUAAAUUUGAUGGAGAGCAUGUUCCCAACCCAACUCGAAUAUUUUAGACAAUGCAGUGUUGCCACUUUUAUUAGAAAGUAGUAGCA
Messenger RNA from Phaedon cochleariae (mustard beetle), 1622 nucleotides. The record is from the annotation of a GenBank genome assembly. Lineage: Eukaryota; Metazoa; Arthropoda; Insecta; Coleoptera; Chrysomelidae.